Messenger RNA from Caenorhabditis remanei, 1806 nucleotides. RefSeq lists its product as uncharacterized. The record is from RefSeq and is a predicted model, not a curated record. Lineage: Eukaryota; Metazoa; Nematoda; Chromadorea; Rhabditida; Rhabditidae. The transcript is spliced from 7 exons. Gene Ontology annotation, cellular component: Cul2-RING ubiquitin ligase complex. The coding region runs from base 1 to 1806 and encodes 601 amino acids.
AUGGAAUCACUCCAAAAAACUUGUAUACCAGUGCUGGUGAAUCUUAUUGAAGAAUCCAAAAUCAAAAGUUAUGCAAAACUAAUUGAUGGCUUGCCGAGCGGUGAAAAGUAUAAAUAUCAAAUCACUCCGGAGCCAAGCAACAGAAUUUUCGAGAUUCUUACCAAGGGACCUCUUCGAUUCUCAUCUGAGACAGCGAAUGAUAUUUCGAAAGUUCUCAACGUGACGAAAGUGACACUGACAUCUCCAAUUGUUAACGAUGCUUCCAUUGAUCUUCUGCGAUCGUUUAAUUUGGUAGAGCUGAGGUUAUUGAAUCUGAAGGAUGAGAGAACUGAGGAUCACAGACAUGGCUAUAAGAAAUCUUUCUUCGACAUCAUUGCUGCUCUAGACUCGAUCUUGAAUUCAAAAAGCCUCAAGAGCGUACGCGUUCUAAAAAUUGAUGGAGAUCAUACCGAAUUCAACUAUGAUUGGAUUGACCAGAUAGCAAACGUGCUCGGUCCAGUUCUUCAACAUCUCGACAUCAGCUCUUGUCAGUUUUUUUGGAAUCAAUCCACAACUAUCUUCACUCGUUUCCCGAACCUCAUUGAGCUCGAUGUGUCUUACACACAGAUCCGUUUGGCUGAUGGAAUAUCUCAAUUGAAAAAUCUGGAGAAACUGUCGCUUGCUGGCAUACGACUAGACAACGAUGAUUUCACAGAACUCUUCAAACUAAGGAAACUGCAAUUCUUGAAUCUGUCCGGUUGCUACAGGGGUCGGUUUACCGAUUUCAUGAACUUUUCAUUUCAUGAAAAGUCGCCUCUUCCGGAAUUGAAGGUUUUGGACAUUUCGGCAGAUGGAUACGAUUUGGUACUUAUAGUAAGAUUGGUUGAAGUUUAUCCGAAGUUGGAAACAAUUGGAUUGAUUGGAUACCAAUUCCCUCCAAACACCAACAUCUCAGGCGUCAAACUCCUUAUGAAUACUACUGUCGAGCAAUGUUUGGAGUCUCUCGACUAUUACCUCAACACCUGGGGAUUCCAACAUAAAACAAUUGCCAUGAUAAUCGAAAAAAUCAAUCAGGAGAGCGAAAGGGCUGGAAGGUUUAUGAUCAAGUGUCUAGGCAAAAUAAUUGAAGCAAUAGAUCAUGGAGCGAAGUUCACAACGGAUUUUGAGCCACUUGCUACCUUGACAACAUUAAUUGAUGAGCACCGUCUUCGAAGAAUCACUCCUUCUCAACGUCAUUCUCUAGCCAGAUACCUACUGGCACUGCAACCACAUGAUGGUCAGAUGUUUCAUUAUUUCCGUCUGUUUCAGCAGUGCUUCACUAGCGACGCCUUCCUUGCUACACCUCAUAUCAAUUACAGUAUGAUCUGUAACAAAACGAUCGAUUUAGUUCUUCGAGAGGUCACAGAGGAAGACUACGAUAGGCGAGAGGCCCCUCGAAUGAGAGACUACAAUAGACAACAUGCCCUUGAAAUGGGUGUAUCGAUUCUAAGCAAAUGUUUGCACAAGAUGGCUAGAAGUGAUGAGACUUUUCGAAAGAAGAGAAUUGAUGGUCUCCUUAUCUUCCUGAUGACUGGCUCUGACCAACGCUCCCGUCAAGCCGCUCUAGCUAUCCUCGUUCAUGUUUUAUCAUUCUCCUCUAAUCGAAGCAUGACGAAACAUCAAAAAGCCCGACUGAAGACUGAAAUCAUGUCCUGCAUUAACAGAUACAGGCAAGAUAGUUCCAUACACAUUGAGAAUUUCCAACAUUUCCUACAAACAAAACGCACGUCAUCUGGAGUAAAAGAUUGGUUUGAUUGGGUGAAGAUGUGUGGUGACAUGGGUUGCUGA